AUGAAACUUAACAUCUCGCUUCUCUUCGUUCUCGCGCUCGGCGCUCAGGCUUCCUGGUUCGGCAACGAAAAGCCGGCGUACGAGGGUUGGGAUACACAACAACUCACGGCUUGGCUCAAGGCGCACGACGUGCCGCUGCCAGCCGCCGCUCAGCCGCCGACGCACAAGUACCUCCAGGAGCUUGUGAAGAAGAACUGGGCAGAAACCGCCGCGUCCGCCUCUUCCGCAUAUGAUGCUGCCGCCGCUACCGCCGGAGACUACUACGACUCUGCUGCGGCAAAAGGCAACGACGCCUAUGCCGCCGGCCAGCACGUGUUCCAGGCUGCCGAGCAGCAGCGCAAGGCGGCUUGGGAGAGCACGAUCGAGGCGUGGGACGAGAGCGCGUUGAGGAAUUUCUUACUUGAGCGCGGUGUUGUGGAGCCAAAAGGCACGCGCGAGGAACUCGCGUUGCUCGCGAAGCAGAAGUACCGCGAGUGGAUGAAGUCCCUCGGUAGCGCGAGCGCGUACGCCGCACAGGCCACUGCUGACGUCGGCCGCAAGGCUUCCGAGCAGAAGGACUGGGCCUACUCGACCUGGACUGACUCCCAGUUCCACGACUUCCUCGUUGACAAGGGUCUAAUCAAGAGCCAGCAGCAGGCGACGCGCGACGAGAUGAUCAACUACUUCAACUCGUGGUACCACUCGGCCGUCGACCCCGCUUACGAGGCCUGGUCUGACUCCUACUUGAACGAGUGGCUCUGGUCGCACAACGUCACACCGUUCUACAAGGACGUGCCGCCGCGCCCGACGCUACUUGAGCGCAUCAAGCUUUACUACUAUGACAUCACCCAGAAGGUCUGGAACACCUGGACGGACUCCGAGAUGAAGACUUGGCUUGUCUCGCACAACAUCAUCAAGUCUGACGCGACCGUCGCCCGCGAGAAGCUCGAGAAGCUCAUCGCGGACAACUACCUCGCCGCACACGACACGAUCUGGGAUGCAUGGCGCGACACCGAUAUCCGCGGCUGGCUCGUCGAGCACAACAUCGUCUCGCAAGAAACCGCCGACUCCUUGACCCGCGAGGAGCUCGUCGCGAAGAUAUCAAAGCACUACGACGACGCUGCCGGACGUGCGGAGGACUACCUUGUCUGGCCCGAUGCGCGCCUGCGUGCUUUCUUGAGGGAGCAGGGUGUGUCUGAGGACGCGCUUCCGACCUCUCGCCCGGGCUUGUUGCAGGAGGCGCGCAUUCGCUGGGUUCAGACAGAGCAUGCCGCCGACGCUCUGUACGGCCGCAUCCUCAACAUUCUGGGUAGCGGAAAGCACGUCGCCGAGGAGAAGCUCCGCCAGAUCUUCGAGAUCUUGACCGGCGGCGCUGAGUGGACGAAGGCGAAGGGCCAGGAGAACGUCGACUGGGGCAAGUACAAGGCCGGUGAGGCGGGUGACUACGCCAGCGCGCAGGCCGGUGCCGCGAGAGAUGCAGCUGGGAAGAAGGCGAGUGACGCGAAGGAUGCCGCACGAAAUGCGGGCAAGGCAGGCGCUGGGAAGGUUGAGAGCGCUGCCGGGAAGGUGAAGAGCGAGUUGUGA
Molecule: messenger RNA, 1563 nt
Organism: Peniophora sp. CBMAI 1063
Lineage: Eukaryota; Fungi; Basidiomycota; Agaricomycetes; Russulales; Peniophoraceae
Source: the annotation of a GenBank genome assembly